Messenger RNA from Equus quagga, 10086 nucleotides. Its product is annotated as interferon-induced very large GTPase 1-like. The record is from RefSeq and is a predicted model, not a curated record. The transcript is spliced from 4 exons. Gene Ontology annotation, molecular function: GTP binding. The coding region runs from base 262 to 7551 and encodes 2429 amino acids. NCBI's taxonomy places the organism in Eukaryota, Metazoa, Chordata, Mammalia, Perissodactyla, Equidae.
GUCUGCAGCCUACCCGGCUCACGGAAGGAAUCUACUCUGCCUUGUCUCUGUUUUCUCUGGAGCAACCUGAAGACAGGAGCACGGCCUCAAGGAGACAAGGGUGCCUUGAUGAAGAUGCAUUAUGACACAGUGAGUAAUUGGAAGCCAAAGUCUGGGCUGGAGACAGCAGCCUGCCCGGCUCAGGGAAGGAAUCUGCUUUGCCUUCUCUCUGGUUUCUCUCCAGCAAACUGAGAACAGGAGCCUGGCCUCAAGGAGACAGCCAUGGGCACAGCAGGGUCCACCCCUGAUGAGCCCCUGCUCAGAGGCAAAAGGAGGCAAGAUCUCCAAGAGAUGCUGACAGAAGUAGGACUGCCAGUUGAGUACUGGUUACCCAAGCUGCAGGAACACCUGGGUGUCACCUGUGCCCAGGCCUUACAGCACCUGGAAGAAAAAGACCUCCAGAAGCUGAAAUCCCAGGCACAACAUCCCUGGGAGAAAAGGGCCCUGGAGAAGCUGCUUGACCUGUCACACUCAAAUAGUCUUUCAGAGCUACAGGACUCUCAGGUGGAAAUGAUACAGAAAAAGCAGAAGCAGGUAGAGCAGGCACUGCAGGAGCUACGAGACUUGCUGUCUGAGGGGAGGCAGCGACAGGAAGAGGCAGUGAGGAAAAAAGAGGCAGAGCUGAGGGAGGCAAUGGACAUCCCCAAAGAGUACUGGCCACCCCCUGAAAAGUCCCUAAAAGAAGUCAUGGAAAACAUGCAGCGACAACUCAACCUCAUGGAAGGGACCCUGUCUCAUAGGCAAAACCUGCCAGAUAGAGAUCUGGUGAGAUGGGCAUCUGGAGGGCUGGCCCUGCAGGGAAUUUACAAAACCGGCUACCAACAGGGCCUAAUAGAGAAGAGAGAGGAGCUACUCUGUGUCCCCAAGGAGUUCUCACUCUUUGGCCCUGAGCAGGGUCCACGGAUGGAAACAAAGGAAUUUACAUCUUCUCAAGCAGAAUCUAUGUUCACCCAGACUAUAGAGAAGCUGGGCUUCAGUGUAACUGCCUCAGCCAAGGCAGGAGGUUGGGGAUUUAGCCUGGAAGCUGGUAUGGAUCACAGCAAACAUACAGAAUCCAAGGAGACCCGACAAUCACGUUCUGAGCACUCUUAUUUCUGCUCAACCAAGUUCAGCUAUGUCCCGCUGGCCUCCUGCCACUUUCCCAUUGAUCAGCUCCAGUUCUCCAAGGCUGCUCUCCAGGAAUUGAAAUGCAUUGAAGACCUUCUGGGUCAAGCUGAAGGCCCAGACAGACUCUCCUUGCUGAGCUGCAGGACGGAAGCCUUCUUCAACAGGUUUGGCUCUCACGCUAACCAGGGCCCUCUGCACCUGGGAGGAAUCUACUGGUGGAAAGCCAUUUCAGAGGGUUUCCAAAGUGAGCAGCUGGCAGAAGUGAAGCAGCAGUCGGCAGAGGCCCUGGAUAGUUACAUACGGGGCAGCUACAGUGGCUUUGGAGUGAAAGUUGCUGCAGGUGUGGAUGUGUCAGACUCUCAUUCAAAAGCAACCUCUGAGAGCACAACCUUCCAAAAUCUCCAAACCAAAGUCCAAUUAUCUGUGGCCCAGACAGGUGGCCCACCAGAAGCAAAUGGCCUUUUGCAGUGGAAAGCUGGCCUAGUUGCCAGUAAUCAAACCUGGUGUGUCAUUGACCGGGGAUUUCAGCUGGUGCCCGUUUGGGACAUCAUUCUUUCCAGCCACAGAAGCGAUUUUAAGGAUCCUCUUCAGGUAGCUAACUGCAUGAAAGACAGCUACGCUGCUCUGACUGGCCUCCCUGCCCAGAUCCAAGAUGCAGAAAUAUUACUGAGUGUUGGAAAGGAGGCUAGAGUUUUCCUAGAGGAGGUGAACUCCUGGGAGGUAUCUGAUCCUGAAGAGCAGCUUAAAAUAUUGAUAAAUUUCAUGCAAACGUUGAGUCAAAAAAUAAAAAGUUAUGACACUUGGAUUAAAAUAUGUCUCACCGAUUGGGGUCUUCAGAAUUUUCUGGUAAACCUUGUCAACUUUCACAAAAAGUCCUCCGUUCCUAACACUACAUUUAUUAAAUCUCAGUUGCGCACCCUUCUGGACCCUCACAUCUACAGAGUGACAAACUUUCCUCAGGCUCAUUCCAUCAUGCAGUGGAUCUUCCAAUCAGAGUCAGAGCAAGAGCAUAUCAACAUCUCCCAAUUUUCUGAAUUCAUUAAAAUCUUAAAAGAAACCCAGAAAGACCUCAUGGAGGUGAAGGCCAAAUCUGAGUCCCCAGAAACAGUGGAGGAAGCUCAAAGGAAAGCCACUUAUGAGGUCAGCUUGCAUCUUGGCUGCUUCUUGAAUCACCUCCGAGAGCAAGAGCAGCCAGACACACAGCUCUUGCUACUUUCCAUUGCUGCUGGUGCAGGAUAUCAUGUGGAAAACAAUACUUUUCAGUAUCUCCUGGGGCGUGAUGAGUUAGACUUCCUACUGGAUGAAAUGCAAACUGCCCAUGAUAAAUAUCAGGAGCUCAAAAGCAUUUGCAGCUACAGGGCUCAAGCAUUCCUGGUGCUCACAGGUCUGACAGCUACUGCUGGAGUCACAGCUAUUUCUCCAGAGGAGAAAACACAACGCUUGGCUUUAAUUAGACAUCGCAUGGGGCAAUCCUUGUCAAAAGAAGUUAUACAUGUCCUCACCAAACUUGGAGCAGAUCAUGACUGGGAAAACCUAGAGGAAGAUUUGAGAUUGCUCAUUGAUGGGAAUUACGAAGCCACUGUUUCUUCGUUGCAAAUGGAUGAGGUGAGAAAACAAUUGCAAAGUCUCUUCAAUGAAAAUAAACACCCCACUGAGCCACACGAGAAUAAAAAUGACAAGUUGGAGAUCAUUGAAAAUGAAGCCUUCCUAGAAUUACUUGAGCGUCUAGGCCUGGAACAUUACCAUCCAAAAAGGAUGAGCAAAGCUAACUUUCAUCUGAUCUACAAGACUUCUGUGUGCAACACCCAGCCAAGCUCUGAACGUGAGCUUCCUUUCUAUUUCCUGCAGAAGCUAGUGAUGCUGGAUUAUGGGCUGAGAUACCUGGUCUAUAAAGAUGAUGCAAUCACAGAGAAUCAAGCUUAUACAACAGCCUCAAAUCAGGAAGAUGAGGCUUCUGAUCCAUAUGAAGACUUUUUUGAAGAUCGUGAUAGUUCCACUAAUCCUACCACUAAUCCCAGGCCACAUAUCCACCCUAUGGAUAUUCAGAUGGCAAUUCUUCUCUGUGCAGAUGGUUUUGCCAGACAAUAUAUUUUGACCAAACUUUCUGUUUGUCAGUUUGCCCUCCCCCUUCUCAUACCUAAUCCCUGCAAUUCUCAGAUUGAAUUCUCUCUCUGGUCUCUGAGUCAAAUUAGAAGAAGCUGGCAGCAGGCAAAGAAAUCACCAAAAGAGGAGAAAACCAAUUACAACAAUCAGCAGAUGUGUCGUGUCUCUACCCCCAUUGUGUCGUUUAUUAGAGUUGGAGAUGGCUUCUCUGCUUCCAAAUCUCAGAUCAUGAACUGUCUUCUCAGUAAACGUAAACAUGACGCCUUUUUUCACCGACAUUGCAGAGAGAGCAGCAAAGACUGUCUCUUGAUGGAAGGUGUGGUGGAAGUCUGCUGGUUCUGUCCUGGGGGGGAGGAUGACGACAGAUUUGACAACUGCUUGACCUUCACCAAUCUUCACGGAGAUGCAAAGAAACAUAAGAAGCAACUCACCUUCCUGCAGGAGGUCUCUUCUCUCAUUGUGGUCCUCAUGUCAACUUCUGAUGACAAUAAAGAAAACCGAAAAGUUGUCCGUGACCUGUGGCAGUCAUCAAAACCUUUGAUCUGUUUGCUUGAUGACAAAGAAAGAACCAUGGCCAAUACUUCUGGCCAAAGAGUGAAAAUUGGGAUCCGGAACAGAAAUGAGGCAGAAUUAACACAGGAGCUCACAACUGCAAUCAGACGUUUUCUAGAGCUUUCUGGAGCUGCUCUCAGCUUAGAGGACUGUGCCCAGAUUGCUCGCAAGCAAGGAUUCCUGAUCGAUGAGGACCAGAGAGAUUGCAAGGAAGCCAAAGAAAAGGCAGAGGUUCUAAUGGCCUUGUUAAGAGAAACGAAGAUAUCCCAGAUGAAGGAAAAAUUACUACCCCUUCAAGGAGAACUGUGGCACCGUUGGUGUAAAAAGGACAAAGAAUUCUACCAUCUGAGAGAAAAGGGGAAUCGGAGCAUCGAAAAACACAAGAGUGAGAUUGAGACAGAUAAACAAAUUAUACGGCAUCAACAGCUGAAUAGAGCCUUUCCUCUCAAUGAUUUAAUGCAAUCUGUCCUUCAGAUUCUCAAAAACCCUUCAGAAACUGACACCAAACUCUACUUCUUGCAAUGGCUGAGUGUGUUUUUGGACAACCUGACCACAGGACACUUGGAAAAACUGAAUGAAAAGAAAAAGGCUUUGUACAAACAGUUACAAACCGAAAAGCAAAAGGCACCAAAGAGCAAAAACCUGAAAAAGUGGCAAAAUGAGAUAGAAUUUGUCUCUGCAGAGAUUACUAACUGUACCUUGGGAAUUGAGCAGCUUCUCAGAGAAGUUGGCCAGAUCUAUGAAGCUCUAGAAGAAGCUUCCUCCGCCAAAGAUAGCCUUUUUCUCUCCCUUCCCCAGAUUGCUGCAGAGCUGAUGAUAGCCGGUGUUCCCAUUGAGCUGAUGGAUGGGGAUGCUUCCUAUGUGCCUCUAAAGUGGGUGGCAGCUGUUUUUGACAUGGUCGCCAAGAAACUUGGAGACAAACGGCUCUUUGUUCUCUCUGUCCUGGGCCUGCAGAGCUCAGGAAAGUCCACCCUGCUGAAUGCCCUUUUUGGGCUGCAGUUCACUGUCAGUGCUGGGAGGUGUACUCGGGGGGCCUACAUGCAGCUCCUGAAGGUGGAAGAGACAUUCACGGAGGAACUCGGCUUUGACUUUAUGCUUAUUGUGGACACAGAAGGACUUCGGGCCCCAGAACUCAGCAAUAUAUCCCAGAAUCAUGACAAUGAGUUGGCAUCCUUUGUCAUUGGACUUGGAAACUUGACUCUGAUCAAUAUUUUUGGGGAAAAUCCAUCAGAAAUGCAAGAUAUUCUACAAAUAGCUGUCCAAGCCUUUCUGAGGAUGAAACAAGUAAAAAUCUCCCCAAGUUGCCUCUUUAUCCAUCAGAAUGUGGGGGAAGUUACAGCUAAAGACCAAACAAUGGAAGGACGAAGGCGGCUAGAGCAGAAACUAGAUGAAAUGACAGCAACAGCGGCUGAACAAGAACAGUGCUCAGAUGUAACCCACUUUAGUGAUGUCAUCAAGUUUGAUGCCAAUACUCAUGUCUACUACUUUGCUCAUCUCUGGGAUGGCAAUCCCCCGAUGGCCCCGCCCAAUCCUCGCUACAGCCACAAUGUCCAGGAACUGAAAAGUAGAAUUCUUGACACUGCCAAAGAGGAAUCCAGGGGAAGUAUCAUGAAAGUAUCAGAUGUACAAUUCCGAGUUAAAGAUUUGUGGAGAGCCCUGUUGAAUGAGAACUUUAUUUUCAGCUUCAGGAACACCCGAGAAGUCAUGGCCAUGAGCAAAUUGGAAACCAUGUAUAACAACUGGACCUGGGAGCUGAGGAGUCAUGUGCUGAGCUUGCAGAACAAGCUGGUAAACCAGAUUCAGAAUGGAAAAAUCCAGAUAUUCAGGACAAGCAUAUUCAAGGCUUCAGUUACAGAAAAAUAUGAGGCCAUCAAGCAAGAAUUGGAGAAAUAUUUUAAUGAGGACCCAGAUAGUGAAAUACUGGUUCAGUGGAAAGCAAAUUUUGAACAUAAGCUAAUAAUCCUGAAAGAGGCACUUAUUUCAGACAGCCAAAGAAUAGCCAAUGAACUUAUUAGUUUUAAAAAAAGUCAAGAAGAACUAGAUAACCAAAAGUCAGGUUAUGAAAAAGAAUUAUUAGAAAGAAGCCGAAAGUUGGCUUUAACAGUGAAGGACAAACAACUGAGUGAGGAAGAGCUACGUGAGAAAUUCGAUCGACUUUGGAAAAAAUGGGUCUAUGCUGUGUCCUCAACGCUCCCUCCAAUCACAAAGCCUGACAUAGAUGUGGAUUCUGAAGACAUCCUUUUGAAUCAUUUCAAACAGGAGAAAAACAUGGGGGACAUACUGAAGAGAACUUCUGGAGAAAAGUUUCAAAUCACCUAUGACAAACAUGUCAAAAUGACCAAGAAAUACUGGGUGGUUGAAAGGCAAUUAGAGGUCUCUGAUAAAGAAUCCAUAAAGAUGACUACUGACCGCAUUCUUUCAAGAUUCACUGAAACCAUAAAUAACAUUCAGAAGCAACAGCGUGAUUACAACCCUAGUUAUUUCCAUGAAAUCCUGAGAAUAAUAGAUGAGGAGGUGAAAUCUGCGCCCACUAGGGAAAGAUACACAUUUACGAGUGAUUAUAAAAUUGACUUAUCUUUGCAUUUAUUCCAAAGAGCAUCAAAGAAAUUUAAUGAGAUGCAUGAGGUAUUCAAGAGAGCAAAUGAUCCUGUAAACUAUCUGCAAAGCAAAAAAGAUGAUUUCUUCAUGAGUUUUAAGAUCUCUUGUCAAGGAGCAACCUCAAUCAAAACAUUUGUUGAUUUUCUGUGGGAAAAACUCACUCCUGCUAUUUCCAUCACCAUAAGGAAAAAAAUGGUCCCUAACAUUGCUGGGGACAUACGAGCUACCUGCCCCGCAUUCAAUGGAAACAGGGCUAACCUGGAAAAACACAUUCUCAUCUCUCUGGCAGAGGAAGAAAAUUUUGAUAAUUACUGGCAGUACAUUCAUAAUCCAGAAUUAUUUUUUAGGAAUUACAUUAAAAGCCAUAUUGAAAGAUAUUGCUCAGACGUUGGAAGGGAAAAAAUGAAGACUUUCUUAAAUAUAUGUUUAGAUGACAUCAAGAAUGCCAUCCUCUCAGCUAUUCAUGAAUCCACAGCAAUAGCUAAAGAUAAAAGCAGCACUGUGUCUGAGUGGUUGGAUUUGUUCUGUGAGGGCCUGGGGAGUAACUUGAUCUUUCCACGAAAAGAUUUAAUAAGCAUUGAACACCAGGAGAUAAAAGAUACUGAGUUUCUCAAACAAGCCAUGAGCACAGCUUUGGAUCCCACAAUGAAGAGAGCUGAACAGAAAUAUUUGAGCAUGUCUGGAGAAGAAAUGGCUCUUGAAAUCCAGAAAAUGCUCUCUGAACAUCUCUGUGGCUGCUGGAAACAGUGUCCCUUCUGUAGAGCAAUUUGUACAAACACAUUGCCUGCACAUGACGGAGACCACAGUGUUCCCUUCCACCGUCCUCAGGCUGUCAAUGGCGGGAAAUGGGUUAAAACAGACCACUUUGCCAUUGAGUUCUGUACUAGUCAUGUAGCAAGUGAUGUUCUUUUCGUUUUGCAAGAUGGCCGGGAAUACCCAUAUAAGAACUAUCGACAGGCAGGAGGGGAGUAUGCCACAUGGAGCAUCACCCCAGACUCAUCCACCCAGCCAUACUGGAAAUGGUUUGUCUGUCGCUUCAGAUCAAAACUAGAAGAAAGGUAUCAGCUGAAAUUUAGAGGUAGAGGUGAAAUCCCUGAUGCAUGGACCAAAAUCACAAAGCAGAAUGCGCUUGAUGACCUGAAAAAACAAUAAUAUUUAAUGACCAAAAAGCCCCAAUAUGUGAAGAAAAAAGUCACAGAACCUGAACAAGCCUGAAAGACCCGCUCCUCACAAUGAGAAUCCUCAUUAUUUCCAUUUUUCAAAUGUCACAUCUAAAGACAGAUCUUUAGCAUUUCAAGAGUUGAAAAUUUCCUGUGAAAGGGUUUCAUUUUUCUUUGCCUCAACUCCUUCUGGUUUAAAAACACAUUACUAAAAACAUAUGAACAUAUAAUAAAAUUACAUAGGAUCUACUUAAAAGAACGACUUCAUAUUUUAAACUAUUAUUAGGAGUGUUGUCUUGACUUUGAAAUAUUUAAUGUUAUAUAAGUGUCGGAGAAAGUCAUUUUUAUAGAGGGAAAUCAAACACCAUUUCAGACUGCUACAAAUUUAUAUAUGGACAUUUCGACCAACAUACAGUUCUUCGCCGCAAGGCAUGAAUUGUCCUUACUUUGUAAGUGCAUUUUUCACCCCCUGAAAUUGUGCAGAAAAGUUACUACCCCUUGAGUGGAAAAACACUCAGGGAAAGUUCAUGAUUCCCAAGCAGCGUAAUACUUAGGCAUACUCCAUUCUGGGAAACCAUAAAAGAGAGAGUUGGCCAGGAUAGAGUCUGCAUCAGUUCAGGAAACAUCAAGCAAAUAUGGGAAACACAAAUCAAAAACUGUUUUUCUCAUGUCACCACUACUCUCUUCUACCCUGGCCUCUUGGCAGUUCCCUGUGCAUGUUUAAAAAAGAAAAAAAGGGUUCACAAGAGCUUAGGUAUCCAAAGCCUAGUGCUGUGCACAAGUCUGAGAAGGAGUGGCUUUUGGAGCAAGAUUUGGGACUAGGUAAGAAGGGCCAUUUUAAUCAAGGCCGUGGGCAAAGUCAAAUGUGAUGAAGUCAUUGAUGAUUACAAAAACUAUUACUCCAAGAAUAAAACAUCAUAACAUAUAUACUUUAUAGGAUCUGAUAUUUUAAUAAUAGAUUCUAUUUUAUGUAUUCCAAUGUAAGGAAAUGCUUAUCAGGCACCCUUGGGAAUUUUCACACUAUUUGAGCCAUAGGGCCAUGAUCUGAAUGAAAAUCAAGAACACUCUGAAGCCAGCCAAGGAGCUCAGAGGGGAACGAAAUCAUUGUUCUGCAAACCUCUACCUUCCGAAACAACAACUUCUGCUGGUUCUCAAAGCUGAUAAGCUAGAGAAAUUCUGACACAAAGAAGAAAAGUUCCUCAUUUGGGACGUAAGGGCAUCCAUUGGCUUUCAUUUACAGGCACACUCACCACCCCUCCACAGCCUGUGAAACCGACAGUCCAGGGAACAGCAGGCCAAGGAUUUGCAUCUUCAGAGCUGGAGAUAGGAGUGCUGACUCUGCUGGCUUUGUCUCCUCUAAGGGCUUCAAGCAUACUCUCAGUUUCAGGUCAAAUUACCCAGGCCUCUAGGAGAAAUCCUGAAACACAAAAGUUAUGAAAGAAACUGGUGUUCUUGAACUGUUUUCCUUUUGUUCCCUGGAAAACAGUCUGGUUGAGAAUUGGAAGGACCUCCUAACAUGAUAAGUUCAAAUGGAAAUAGAACCCCUGCAUAGCAUGGCGCCUGUCUCUCACAUCACUGUGGCCUUGAAAACUGAAAUAUUCACUUAACCUGUGCUAAAUGCUUUUUGUAUUUGUUUAAUGAAUCCAUAAUGGCCUUUAACUAAGAGGUAUCACAUAUAUCAUAUAUUAACUUUUAUUUUAAAGCCAAAAUUAUUGUGUCAAUAAAAAACAUCUUUGAUAAAUUCUUCAGUCAUUUAAGCAUUCUGACUAUAAAGUGAGAUUCAGAGGCUGUGCCCAAGAGAUCAAAAAAAUACUGGCAAGAAGCAAAUUGGGAUAGAGAGAAGAUGACUAUGUGGGAAUGGUGUUUUCUGUGAUAGUACUGGAGAGAGUAAUACUGCCAUCAAGGUGGUGUCAAGAUUAAGGGGAUUACACUGUCAAUGGGUUGGAGUCACUGAGGGUGGAGACCUCAGGGACAGUGGAGGAGGAGGAAAUGGAGUCAAUAGGGAUGACAAUCAUAUGAUCAUCAAGAGUGAGAGACACUGUGCCCAGGUGUUGGUCACAGGAUUGGAGUUGACCAGCGUUCUAAGGAUAGUAGAGGUAAGGGUCACCCGGUCAGUGGAAUGAGUCUCUCAGACUCAGCGAAAGUGGGAAACAUAAAAACCCAGGAAUUGGUGGUCACCACAUCAACAGAUUUAGGGGAUUUCAGAGUAAGUGAAGUAAGAGAUUCCAAGUGCCAUGUGAAAGAAGGAGUCACAAGGCCUGUAGGAGUGGGGCUAGGAGGGUGAUGAAGUCUCAGACAACAUCAAACUAUGUGAGUAAGAUGUGAGUGACUUAAAUAAAGAUCAAAAUUUGCACUGAGAAGUUCUCAAGUAAGUUUCCCUCUCAGAGAUGAAGAUAAAAAUAAGAGAAAGUCUAGGGAGUGGGCUGGGUCCUGGAAUAAACGUUUGUGUCCUCCUAAAUUCAUAUGCUGAAGCCCUGACUCCCGAUGUGCUUUAAAGAAUGGGGCCUGUGGAGGUCAUUAGGUGAGA